Molecule: messenger RNA, 861 nt
Organism: Capsicum annuum
Lineage: Eukaryota; Viridiplantae; Streptophyta; Magnoliopsida; Solanales; Solanaceae
Exons: 3
Coding region: 97-606 (169 amino acids)
Source: RefSeq, a predicted model, not a curated record
UAAAGUACACAACUUAAGAGAGACCAAAAUUUUAUCUUUCUCCGAUAUUUAGAGAGAAAAAACUUUUAACAUAACCUUACUAAACUUAUUAAAGAUAUGGGGAAUUGCCAAGCAAUUGACAAUGCAGCUUUGCUAUUACAACACCCAAAUGGCAAAGUAGAGAAGCUCUAUUCACCUGUCACUGCUCACCAAAUCAUGAAAAUCAAUUCUGGUCAUUAUGUUGCUCUUCUUCUCACCACCAUCACCACCACCACCACCAGUAGUAAUAACAAGAAUAGUAAUAAUGUGCCAGUGCGAAUUCGGCGAAUAAAGCUUCUCAAGCCUACUGAUUCACUUGUUCUUGGUCAGAUAUACAGACUUGUUACUGCUCAAGAGGUAAUGAAAGGAUUGUGCGCAAAGAAGUAUGCGAAGCUGAAGCAGUUAGAAUAUUCAUGUGAAGAAAUGACACACAAAUCAAGUUUACAUUCUAAGGCUGCAGCAAGUGUUACAACAUCUGUUCAGGAGAAUUCUAAACAGGUUAAACAGGAAAAUCAUAGAAAAUCAACAGGCUCAAGAUGCAGAGGAUGGCAUCCCUCAUUGCAGAGCAUAUCAGAGGGUGGUUGUUGAUUUGUGAUGCUUCUAUUAUUUGAUUAAUUAAAUUGUUCUUCUCUAUGACAUUCUGGAGAAAGUGUUCCUGUUAUUCAUAAUUUUGUCACAUGUAUAGCAAAGGGGAAAACAAAAAAAAGAUUUCUGAAUCAUUUGGAGGCAUUUGUUCAAUUGGAAUUACUGAUAGGCUUUGUUGUAUGCACCAAAUUUGUGUACUUGGAAGUACUAUUCAUUUGAUAAAUCUAAUGGACUUUGGUCCUGUCAUGAUGGGGUGAA